This is a messenger RNA of Acanthochromis polyacanthus (spiny chromis), 3172 nucleotides long. Its product is annotated as PR domain zinc finger protein 12-like. NCBI's taxonomy places the organism in Eukaryota, Metazoa, Chordata, Actinopteri, Pomacentridae. The transcript is spliced from 6 exons. The coding region runs from base 493 to 1680 and encodes 395 amino acids. The record is from RefSeq and is a predicted model, not a curated record. Gene Ontology annotation, molecular function: histone methyltransferase binding. Gene Ontology annotation, cellular component: nucleus. Gene Ontology annotation, biological process: neurogenesis.
GUGUUUUUGUUUUAUUUUGUGUUGCUUUUGUUUUAUUUUGUGUGUUUUUGUUGCCCUCUCUGUCGGUCUAAACCCUCUUUGUGUGUUUUUGUGUUGUGUUUUGUGUGUCUAAACCCUCUUUGUGUGUUUCUGCUCCACCGUCGGUCUCCUUCCUACCGGAGAGUCACGAGCCUGAGCUGUAACCGGAGCCAAUAGCAGCGCGUGCCCCCCCCGCCCCAUCCACCCGGUAGGAGGGUCAGAUCCGGUAUAUAGAGCCGGUAGACCCCCACCCCCCCUCAGAGCCGCAGAGCCUCAGGAUCAGGUUUAGACCCGCAGAGACCAGCGGAGCCUUUCAGCUUUAAUGUCAUUAAUAGUUUAAUUAUUAUUGGCACUGGUUUUAUUACUAUUAUUAGAUUAAUUAUUACUUUAUUUAUUAGCUUAAUCAUUGUUUUUAGUUAUUCUCGGUUUUUCUGUCGUCAUUUUACGGACUUUUCUCGCCGUUCCGGUACCGGGAUGGGCUCGGUUCUGCCCGGUUCCUCUCUGGGCCUGAAGGCCUCCAAGCCGCUCAGCCUGUCUGACGUCAUCACCUCCGACAUCCUGCACAGCUUCCUGUACGGCAGGUGGAGGCACGUGCUGGGAGAGCAGCAGCAGCAGCAGCACGCGCACCUGCAGCAUCACCUGCAGCACGAGGACCGGACGGCGCCCAGCGCGAGCCCCAAGACCGCGUUCACCGCCGAGGUGCUCGCGCAGUCCUUCUCCGGAGAGGUGCAGAAGUUGUCCAGCCUGGUUCUUCCCAGUGAGGUGAUCAUCGCUCAGAGCUCCGUUCCAGGUGAAGGUUUGGGGAUUUUCUCCAAGACGUGGAUCAAAGCAGGAACAGAAAUGGGUCCGUUUACCGGCCGGCUGAUUUCUCCAGAACACAUCGACCUGUACAAGAACAACAACCUGAUGUGGGAGGUGUUCAACGAGGACGGCUCCGUCAGGUACUUCAUCGAUGCCAGCCAGGAGGACCAGAGGAGCUGGAUGACCUACAUCAAAUGUGCCAGAAACGAGCAGGAGCAGAACCUGGAGGUGGUCCAGAUCGGCAGCAGCAUCUUCUACAAGGCCGUGGAGACCAUCCCUCCGGACCAGGAGCUGCUCGUCUGGUACGGAAACUCCCACAACACAUUCCUGGGAAUUCCUGGAAUUCCAGGAGGAGACGAGGAGCAGAGCAAGAAGACCAAGACCGAUGACUUCCACACCUGUGAAGGCUCCUCCUCCUCCUCCACCUCCUCCUCCUCCUCCUCCUCCUCCUCCUCCAGCCUCGGCCGGAUGCGAUGCGUCAUCUGCCACCGCGGUUUCAACUCUCGCAGCAACCUGCGCUCACACAUGCGCAUCCACACGCUGGACAAGCCGUUCGUGUGCCGCUUCUGCAACCGUCGCUUCAGCCAGUCGUCCACGCUGAGGAACCACGUCCGGCUGCACACCGGAGAGCGGCCCUACAAAUGCCACGUCUGCCAGUCGGCCUACUCCCAGCUGGCCGGGCUGAGGGCGCACCAGAAGAGCGCCCGGCACCGGCCCACGGCGGAGGCGGUGGCGGCUGGGGGAGGUGUGGUGGUGGUGGGGGGCGGCGUCCACUCGCCUCCCCCGUCUCACCCGCCUCAGCUGACCACCGUGCCUCACCCGGCCUCGCUGGUCCACCACAUCCCCACCAUGGUGCUGUGAUGGAGACCUGAACACUGAGGCCUCCACCGUACAGGUAGCCAAUCAGCUGCUACCGUCACAUCCACCCGGCCAAUCACUGACGGCUGAGGUGGCCCUCCGUUAGCCCUCUGAACCCCACAAUCUGCCACAGGUAGACAUGUUGCCAACAUGGCUCCGAUUAGACGCUGUAGAAACAGAACGAACCGUCAGAUCCUCAACUUUCCAACAAAUUCCCAAAACAUCAGUUGUUUUUGUAACCAGAACCUGUUAAACCAGAACCUUCCUCCUUCUGGUUCUGGAUCUCCAGGAUUGAAAUGACAAAAACAAGACAAAACGGAGACGACAAGAGAGACUGAGAGGAAAGCCAAAGCUUCUGGAUGAAUAAAAUAAACGCAGCGUGGCUCAGAACCAGAGAACAGAGGAGCAAGUCGUUGGAGACAGUAUGAGGAGAUGGUAGGAGCUUCAGGAGAAACCAAACAGAUGAAUUUCCAGUUGAUUUCUCUUGAAGAUGUUUCCAGAAACGUCUUCCAGAACAUCCACUUGGUUACUCCUAAAGCUUCUAUCAUCAUCAGAACGUGGAUGACUGAGAAUCUAAACAGAAAUCUGAGUAAACAACAAUACUUCAGUUAAACAUCUGAGAAGACAUGUUGGACAUGAUAGUUCCUUGUUUUUACCUUUUGUAGAAGGAAUUAGGACUUUUCCUCUUUGUCUUUCUAUUUCAUGACUCCCAUGUGUCGUCUAACUUUAAAAAAUCCAUUUUCUUGCGAUAUUUUUUUGCGAUUCAAUGGAUUUUUUCAAAUUGCGCCGCGUUCCUGACUUCUGUCUCCUCCUUCACGAUGUUCUGGUUUCUCAGAGCUGCAGGACUUUAGACUGAAACGUGAACCACAGGUUGGAGUUCAGAGGGUUUCUCAUGUUGUUCCUCACGUUCUACUCUAAGGGUGUAAAUGAACAUUACCCACAUACAGCCGCUAGCUAACGUUAGUUUGGAUCGGAACCAGAACCGGUGGAGACGGUCCAUUACCUGCAUGCUCAUUGAUUUUAUCGCCACAUUUCCUGAACACGAGGAGGUUCUCUGACGUGUUCUACGUGUUGCAUGACGAGAUGUGUUGGCGUGUCCGUAUAAAUCUGUAUCUGAUGUCUGCAUGCUUGUGGUGUGAGUGGAACCAGGAGGCUGCUGGUUCUGCUCAUCAGUGUUCUACCAGUGGUGUUCUUCUGUCUGUGCUUCAUGACCUCUAGCUGGACCAGUGACAGGUUCUACUGAAUAUAAAACUCUAACAUCUGUACAUGAGGACGGUUUCUCUGAGGGAAGAUUCUGUAGCUCCUGUGAUGUAAAUAAGCUUCAAAUUGACAAAGAAAAGAAUAUAAACAUGAGAUGCGCUUUAUGUCCAGAGUAUAAACCAACCGUCACUUUAUCUCUGUAUAUGUCUCUGUACAAGCUCAUAUAUGACACAUGUAUCGCUAUAUGAAGUGUGUUGACUUCUAUAAAGGUCUAAUAAACUGUAUUUCACCUCCA